GUUCAUGCUGCCAGGUUCAAAACAAGAAUAUCCAUCUUCUGCCAACAUAACUUGAUUUCCUGCUGGGUAAAGGAGAGGGGAGUAUUCCUAGAAGCAACAGAACCAGGGCACAACACUGCUUCUGCUUCCUGGGAAAAGUGUGUGUAGGAAAAGAAAUAUGAAAUGAACAUGAGAGAAUGGAAAUCAAUCACAUCAGAAAAAAAAAAAAAGACAGGAGAAGAAUGAGAGGAUUCUGAUUAUUUAGUUACAGGAAUGGACUGCCAUUUUUCUGUCUGGGGAGUUUUGGCCUUCCUGAGUUUGGCUCUGCUUAUUUCAGUGACACUGAAUAUUGUACACUGUAUGAAAAAGAAGCAAUCUAAAAUACUUAAAGACUAUGAAGAGAACGAUCCAAGCUAUGAUGGCUAUCACUCAGAAGAUUAUCCAGUUUACGGCAAUCUCAAUCAAGAUAUUUUAGAAGAAUGUUGUUACGAGCAGAUGAAGUCCCAGCCUCAAAGAACAGUUAACCAGCUACAGGUGGAGUCUGCCAGUCAGAUGUGUUAUGCCUCACUUGAUCACAGUGUCAAAGGAAAAUGCAAAAAAACAAGGAGAAAGAAAGAUCCUUCAUUAGAAGAAGAUGAAGGAGAAAGAUCAUCUAAUGCCAUGGUGGCUUCCAAAGUUAGCAUUUACCUCAAUAGUGAGCAGCUGGCUGCCGAAAACACGGCAAAAGUAGAAGCCAUUCAUGAUGACCCCAUCAGAUUAAAGGGCUUGAUUCAUAAUACAAAGGGGGAGAACUGAAUAUGUAAUGAACUAAAUACGUAACCAUAAAGUAAGAUUUGCUUUUCCAUUUUCUCUGAUCAAUGAUUGAUCAGAGAAAAUAUUCCAGAAAGCUGACAUACUAAACCUUGGUAUGAAAUGGGUAACUUAAGUGUUAACAUUUACAGACUAAGCAAGACAUAGGUCCAGACUGCCACUCAGAUGGAUCUGCCUUUCUGAAGACAAUUUGAAAGAGUUGCAGAAGCUGGUAGCUCAGCAUUCACAUGGUAGUGAUUCCAGUAAGAAUUGAUCCUGUUUUAAACAAUCAUCAGCUUUCAAGCAGUCCUAAAAGAUCCCCUUGUUGUCUAUACAGCUCUAGCAGAGUACUAUUCCAUAUUAACUUCAAUACUUUUGAAAUGAGAUUGUGUUUCAUACUUGCACACUUGGUGAUUAGUUUUACCAAGAACUGAUCUGCUGUUCCACACUGUGAACUUUCUGACUGUGACUGGUCUGUGGCAAUGACUGGAGAAUAAUUUAACAGCUGAUUUAAAGUAGUAAUUGUACAUUUCACAAGACUCAGCAGUAUCUCUGUGUAUCUUUAGUUUCCUGUAACAGUACUAGAAUACAUCUCAAAUCUCAACUCCUCUACUAGUGUAAUAUUGAAUAUAGCUGUAUUCAAGGGUCCACAAAAAUUAUCACACCAUCUGUAACAAUAAAUCUAGAAAGUAUUUCUUCCAAUACCCCAUGUUAUGUUUGCAUUCCUAUUGGGUUUUCCAUAGCCAUCCUUAAAUAUUUUACAAAAACAGAAAGAGAUUUUUAUUUUCCCAAACCCUUCACUUACUCUUUACACAUUUAUUUUAAGACUAAACCCUUUAAAUGUAAGUUUUAUAGAGUGGGUAGCUAUUUUUAUAUUCUGGGAGUCAUUAGGUAGUUGCAGCAGGAAACAAGUUGAUGUAAUGUGUCUGCCUCUAGGUGUCAGACACUCUGUCUUCCCAAAAAACCAGGGCAUUUGAGUCUUUAAAAUCCAAAGAGCAGUGCCAAGGAACUUGAAACUCUGAAGCAUAGAGCCCUAAAACUGGUUCUGAAAGAGACAGACCUGGAAACAAAAGGUCCAUAGUACAGAGCCAACAUCUUCUAAGGGUAGAAAUGGAUGGACACAUCAAGCGAUAAGAUAAAUUUAUGGGG
Messenger RNA from Passer montanus (Eurasian tree sparrow), 1917 nucleotides. RefSeq names its product T-cell receptor-associated transmembrane adapter 1. The record is from RefSeq and is a predicted model, not a curated record. Gene Ontology annotation, cellular component: T cell receptor complex. The transcript is spliced from 7 exons. Bases 253 to 774 code for a protein of 173 amino acids. NCBI's taxonomy places the organism in Eukaryota, Metazoa, Chordata, Aves, Passeriformes, Passeridae. Gene Ontology annotation, biological process: positive regulation of T cell receptor signaling pathway; negative regulation of receptor recycling.